AUGUCAACUAUAGUGUGUCAGAAUCUUGUAUCAUGUUUCGAGCAGUCUCAACAGACAGAGACAGCAAGCCUGAAGCUGAAAAUUGCGGCGUCUCCGUCAACUGAUUGGAGUGAUCAUAUCCCAGAAGUUAAAGAAAAUCUUGAAAUAACUGGUUGGAGUUCUCUUCAAAAUCUCUCUUCCAUAAGCACAAAAUCAGCAAAAGAAAAUGAUACCCCAUAUAUUUAUCCGUUUGAAAAAAAGUCGUGUGCAAAAAUAAGCCUGGAAUUAUGUACUGAAAAUUUGGGAAGCGAAACAGGCACUGAUAUUUCUGAUUGCAGCAUUUUCUCAAACAGUUACAGCUCACUCGAAAAUGCACCAGAUAAACCAAAGCAGGAAUCAAGAAAUUUUAAUAAAGCAGCAGCAAAUUCUUGUCGCAGUUUUCCCCCGCCGUUGACAACCAUAAGCAGCGGGUCAAGUUCUCUUCAAGUCAGGCGCCAGUGUGAAGGCGGAAGGCUUAUAAUCGAAGCGGUGGAGACCCCAUUUAAGCCCACUUAUCUUCAAGCAGAAAGAAGCGAUGGUCGCCUCAGACUAUGCUUUUUCCAAGAAGAAGAAGAAGAAGAAGAAGAAAAUGAAGAAUGUGAGAGUGAAGUAGAAGAUGAAAUGAUUGAAAGGGACGCCAUUGGUAGAGAAAAAAUAGAAAAUUAUGAAAUAGAAUCAGAGCAAGAAGAUGAUGAUGUAAGAAUUGGACCUGUUGAAAUGGGAAUGGAGAAAUUUCAAAGGUUGAGUAAUAGUAGUAGGUGCAAGGAAAGUGGGCAUGGGGAUAAAGGAUUGUGCAAUUGGAAGCCUGCUCUUUGGGUCGCUAUUUCCUAA
Fraxinus pennsylvanica is the source of this 849-nucleotide messenger RNA. The record is from the annotation of a GenBank genome assembly. Lineage: Eukaryota; Viridiplantae; Streptophyta; Magnoliopsida; Lamiales; Oleaceae.